Periophthalmus magnuspinnatus is the source of this 1106-nucleotide messenger RNA. RefSeq lists its product as uncharacterized. The transcript has 6 exons. Gene Ontology annotation, biological process: endosome to lysosome transport; protein transport; protein modification process. NCBI's taxonomy places the organism in Eukaryota, Metazoa, Chordata, Actinopteri, Gobiiformes, Gobiidae. Gene Ontology annotation, molecular function: ubiquitin binding. The coding region runs from base 44 to 619 and encodes 191 amino acids. The record is from RefSeq and is a predicted model, not a curated record. Gene Ontology annotation, cellular component: ESCRT I complex.
UGAGGCAAACUGAGAAAGCGCAGGAUAUUUUUGAGCUCCAGUCAUGUCAUCUAAAGAGAAGAUUAGAAAAAUGCUGCCAAAGACCUACCCUCGGAGAGUUGUUGCGGAAGACAUAGACACAGCACUGAGUUAUUUUAAAAGCCUUACACCUGCGAUGAAUAAAUAUGUAUACAAUGAUGGAGUCACUAAAGAUCUAAUGUGCCUAUCUGGAACUAUUCGUACAAUAUAUAAUGGCAAAGCUUAUAACACCCCACUGUCUGUGUGGCUUGAGGAAAGCUACCCACAAAGUGCUCCUAUUGUGUUCGUCCAGCCUACUAAAGAAAUGAUGAUUGUUAAAAGAACAUUUGUUUCCAGUAAUGGUGAAGUCCAGCUGCCAUAUCUAGAGGAGUGGAAACAGGGUGAAUGUGAUCUGCUCAGUUUACUGCAGCUGAUUGCGGCAAUGUUUGGGGAAUAUCCACCUGUUUGUAUUAAGCCAUAUCCAGAACCCGAACAAGCUCCAUGUUGGCUCCAGUUCCACAGAGAACACGACAUUUAUUCCAGACCAGACGGAAGUUCAUAUCUGUCUCUGCCUAAAGACGAUGACCAGCCUUUCCCCCAACAUCACGAAACCAACUGCUAGUGUUAUUAUUAUUAUCUUAUUAAUUUAGGCCUCUGUUUCUCUGAGCUGCCUUCAUAAGCAACACCAGCUGGAGUUCAUAAUGGGUAUUGGGAUUUGAUGAAAGAAAUAAAAAGUUGUGACAGACUCAAGUCAGAUAGGAGUUAUUGCUUUGAUUACUUGACUUGACAACUUGAUUUGAGCCCUGUGCCUUUUCCUAAGUGAGCAGGCUUAUCUGCUUUAGAGAGGGUCUGACAAUAGUGUGAACGGGUGACAAAAAUGUAUAGACAUGGUAUAAUUGGAAGAGUAAACACCGGAAGAGUCUACCUGAAGAUGUGACACAGGCCUCGACUUUGACAACGUUUAAUCCGGGCUUGAAAAAGGUUCUGUUAAGAUGUGCAAAUGACUGAUUGUUUUUUAUCCUGCACUCUUCUAUUUUAACGUUCAUAUAAUCAUUAUAAUGAUUAUUUGUGAUUAUUUAUGUUCUGAUUUGUUUGUUUUGUGAUUUCAA